Molecule: messenger RNA, 5562 nt
Organism: Acaulospora morrowiae
Lineage: Eukaryota; Fungi; Glomeromycota; Glomeromycetes; Diversisporales; Acaulosporaceae
Source: the annotation of a GenBank genome assembly
AUGGAUCCAGACGAAAAUUCGUCUUCAUCAAGAUCUAGAGAAAGUUCCUUUGCAAAUUUAAGGCGAACAGUUUCGCUUACAAGGUCGCGGAGGAAUACUCAAAGUGGUGGUGACAGUCAUUCUCAAAGCACUACAAAGUCAACUUCUACCAACUAUUUCAACCAAAUUUUACAUAGACGAGCUUCAGUAUCUUCACAGAGGCCAAAUCUAAACGAAAUAGUGAUAACUAAAACUGAUUUAGAUCCCAUACUUCAUGAUUCAGAUCCUAAACCUGUAGUAAUGAAUUCCGAUUCAUCCUUGCAGCAAUCGACGUUAACUCAACAACCAACUAUGCAGCGAACUGGUAACUUGUUGAGAAAAAAAAGUUUACGCACUUCUGGUGGCCUCUACUCGCCAGUCUCACCUUCACAACCAUCGUUUCCUCCAACUGCGGAAGAAGAUUUGCCGGAAAAUAACAAAAACAAUAAGGAUGAAAAAUUGUUAAAAAAAGCUCGAGUGUUCUUGGAUCCGAAACAAAGGUCAAAGGCCAGGAUAGCGUCAUUAUGGAGUUUUAUUGAUAACACCAACGAGUUGGACCAAGCUCAAUUCUUCCAACAGCAUGACGAAGAAGUAUUUGAUGCAAUCUAUAAAUCGUUUAUAGGGCAGGUCGAAAAAAUCAAACAGAGAACUGACCGGUCCGUAUCAUUAUCAUCGAAAGAAUAUUCAAAUAUCAAUAACACACUCCUGUUGUUACGAAAAAUAUUUUUAUACUUGCCCGAUCGGAUAAGAAGUGGCUGGCAACGUAGACAAACAGCCGAAAUGUUAUCCCAUCUUCUCGAUCACGGGAACCAUCCGCGCGUUCGGAUACAAGGAUUUCAGCUUUUGUUAUUAUGGUUAAAUGAUCAGACAAUCGAGUUACCUGAGUGCAUAGAUUUGUAUUCGAAUGCAAUUUCAUUGGAUUUAUUCUUGUACGACCAAAUAAAGAACGGGGGCAAUGACUAUAAUACUAAGGAAGGAACGUGGAAGAAAAAUAAUAUUUCUCUGAGGUUGGGUCAAGUUUUAAUAAAACCUGAUGAUCGUGGCCCUUUGUUUCCCAACCCGCAUCCACCUACUUUCAAUGAUGCUGUAAAACUAAUACAAUUGGAUUUGAGUGGUUUGGUGAGGCUCGCCCAUGUGGCAGCCGGUUCUAUACCUCCACCAGAGAAUUAUGAUUUUCCGCAAAUUGAGAAUAUUGAACAUGAUAACGGAAUAGCAAUCGGAAUGGGAAUCGAUGCUGCGUUAGCUGCAGCGAAAUUCCACUUUGAUCUUACAAAAAAACAUUCAUCUGAUACCGUGUCAUACCCAUCACCUGCAACUCCGAUAUUAAAGUCCAUAGUGUUAGGCCCAGAGAAUCGAGAGUUUGCGCAUGAGAUAGUCAGGCAGGCUCUUAUGUUACCAGCCGGUAGUCCAUUGUACAAAGAUAUUGUCAGAGGGGCCGUACAUAUCGUUGGCGUGUGGAUUCUAAGCGGAGAAGAGGAAAGGCCGGCUUUCCUUCGUAAAUCCCCUUUACAAGCACCGCCGUCAACAUCGACCACAGGAUCAUUUGUCAGUCAAUUACCAUCACCGGAUAGUGAAUUAUCAAUUACUCCAUCCAACACACCAUCAAAGUCUACCUUUUCUUCUGCCAACAUAUACCUUCGAAGAUACAUUCAGUUAUUGAGCCUUGUCUUUGAGGAUCACUCCGCAAUAACAUUCGAUGGAAUGACUAACAUUGAGGUGGAAUCGCAAGUGGCGAUAUAUCGAGACGUUUUGUCCUUGUACCGGUCAAUGAUAUCUGAAGGUCCUAUCGAAUUGGAGGCCGAAACAUGGGAAACUUUAUUAUUGUCUCUUUUGGAUAUUCAACAGAAGAUAAUGAACCAUAGAGAAAAAUAUGCACCUAUUUCAUCCAUAUCAUUGGCAGAAGGUUUAGCAGAUUAUCUUGUUGAAACAAUACUAAAUACAUUUGCGAGAUCAAAAGUUCAACAGCCUAAGUUAUGGCAUGAGCUGAGGGAUCAAAUGAGUCACAGUUCAAGGUGGUAUCAGACGAUAUCACAAUGGGCGAAAGUUAUGGUGAGGCUUACGAAAAUCCUGUCGAAACAUGUCCACCAUGUUGAUCUCGAUGCUGUCGAGUUAAAUCGUCGCCUAUCAGAGUUGUCUACGUCAGAGCGCCAUUCUCAUCGAAGGCAGCCUUCUAAAAACAGAUCCCGCCAUUUGUCUUUGCGCGAAUCACGUCAUAAACAUUCAGGUAGUAAUUCUUCUCGUGAAGAGGUUAUGGCUGCCUUAGGGUCCGAUUUUCCUAUUUUCGGAAAAUCAGGAAGCGAUGGUAACGUUAAAUCUAGUCGACGUACACUCAGCAUCCAUCAAGACAUGGGAAUAUUAGAUCAGAGUGAUCUCACUCUAGAUGAUCCAGCCGAGGUUAAAUCCAAUCGAAAUUCAUCGGCGUUCUUCUCCCAGUCCAACUUUAGCGGUGAAAGGUUAUCAAUAUCCUUGGCAAAUUUUCGAUGUCAAGAGUUUAUACACUUGGAAAUAUUACCGUGGAGUGGUGAAACUGCGCUAUCGGUUUGGAAAAAUAUGUUGUGUGCUUUAGGAAAUUUAAAUAGCAUACAGACACCAUCAAAUCAUGCGGAAGCAAUAAAAUGCUUAGUGGAGAUAAUGGACAUGUUGGCGUUGGCUCACAAUAAUCAAAUGGGAUUCGCCCCUUCGUCUUUACACUAUGAGUUUGCGCCAUGGUUCUUUGAAGCCUGUGAAUUACCUUUAGCAUUUGCCUCUGGACGGGCAUUAGCUUAUGCUGGUCUUUGUAAAAUGAUGUCUCGUCGACCAGACCAGGAUUUUGAUGAAGCUUACUAUCCGCACUUUUACCGUGCGUUGCUUAAAGGAUUGUCUGAUCCCGACGUGUCGAUAACCUUGGCGAUCAUAAAUAAUUCCACAAAACUAUUCUCACAGUGUUUGCCAGGAAGCAAUAUUUUGUAUAGGAGCUUCAUCGAGACCAUUAGAAAUCAAUUGUUAAAGAACAACACGAAUUUAUCGGAAAUCACAAGGCAAAACGCAAUCACAAUACUGUGCUCCUUGAUAUGCAUAGUGAAUCAAACGCCAUCGGAAAAGGUUCCAAUCAUACCGUAUAAAAAGUUGACGAAACUCUGUGAAGCAGAUUUCAGUGAAGCAGAAUUGGGCGAUUUGGAUUACAUGAGGUUUUCCGAGGUGAGAUCGGUACUGAAAGACACCUUGAUAAAAUCUCUUGCAACCGAGGAAUCGAUACGCAAUUAUGAAACGCAUGAAAUGCUGCUUUACGGAAUUUGCACUCACGCAUUAGACGAACUGACGGCGACAGAAUGUCCAGAUAAGACAGUAGUAAAAGAAUGUUUUCGAGCAUUAUUGGACCAACUAUAUUGGAGUCACCUACCAGUGGUUACUACAGCCGCGGAUUGCUUGAUUGGGUUUGCACAAAACUCAACUCUAUGGUGGAACGAAGAAGGGACAUAUCAUAUGGUUCUUCAAGAUGUUUUUGGUUGUUUGAUUGGCGCGUUGAAUGAGCACCUCAAAAUACAAAAGCUAUCACCCAGAAAUGGAAGAGGGUUUAUAAUAGCCAAAUUAUUUUAUUGCCUACUCGAAUGGUUGAUGGCCAUUCCGCCAAAUCUUUUCACUGACACGGAACUGUGUCAACUUGUAUUCGACGUUAUCGAUCUUACAUUUGAAGUAACUGAUCCCGAUUCACCAAGAAAAAAUCGAAAGAAGCCUCACCUACCUUCUCUCAGGAUUAGGCAUAAGCAUCGUGGGAAAGAUCCUACUGUAUUUUUCAGGAAGGCAGAGCGAAAGAUUGCCAUAAGUUUGAAAUCUAACGGAGAACAAAAUUUCCAUGUUGUUGGUGUCGAGAAUAAUGUGGAGGACGUAAAUUUUGUCAAGGAUGUUGCGGAGUACAUACUGUUACAUAUAACGCAUCACUUUGACAAUUUUGCGCCUCCUCAGGGCCCAGCUAUGAUGAAUAGUACAUUGGUUGGUCCACUAGGAAUUGAUCUUAAGGAAGAUGAGACAUCAGAUCAGUAUCAUUAUUUCUCGUAUAACGACACCACAAUAAUAACAUUGGUGGAAAUUCCGGGUAAAGAAAAUUCAAUUUCACGCAUGAUAAUUCGAGAUUAUACUGGUCGAUACGCAUGGGAUUCUAGCCUAUUUUACCGGGCAUCUUUCGACGCUGAAAAUUCCGAAAAAGGAAAAAAUGGCAAGCGAGUUAAGGCAGCUGACAAAAUUACCUUGAGAAGUGGUAUUAAAAUGGACCGUGGUUGUUUGGAUUUGAAAUCUGAUUUAAUAAUUAGCCCCCAUAAGAUCGAGGAAUCUUUAAAAGAGGAACAUCAAGCUCCACAAUGGACGCGAGAUACAGAUAUUGAACGUGUGAACAUGUUGAACGAAUUGAUCCAAUACAUCGACCACCAAACAUCCGAUUUUCAAAAAAUUCAAAUGCCCUUGUAUUCUCCGAGAACCAUGAGUGAUAUGAAAUCUAAUGUUGCCCGGAUUGAGGAGCAGCUUAACAGACACAUACAAGAGGAAACGCUUUAUGGAAACUCUGCUGCACUGCGAAAUAACAUUUUUCAAGAAAGUGAAUACAAGGUGAUCAAACGACGUUCUUGUAAUCCUCUUUACUGCCGGACCACGUCACAUUUAUCUCUUGGAGCCGAUUUUUCGUUGUCCAAGUCGUUUCUGCCGGUUUUACCUCCAGAGGCUGAGAUGCCUACCGAGCCAUAUCAGCAAUGUCGAUUGUUUCUAAGUCAUUUUGGAUGGCUCAACCCUGAUACUCUAAAAGAAGGAACAAUUUGUUUGCUCAAUAAGACGGCCGGACUAUUUCGCGAUAUAAGAUUGUUGGACAAAAAGCAUGCGAGAGAAGCGAUUAAAGUUGCACUUUUAUAUGUUGGUCCAGGACAAGAAGACGAACAAAGCAUAUUGCAUAACACAAACGGUAGUCGGAUGUAUGAUGAAUUUGUGGAAAGUCUUGGGUGGGAGAUUGAUUUGGCUAGUCAUCCUGGAUACCUCGGAGGAUUAGAGAGAAAUUCAACGAAUGGGUUGACAUCAGUAUAUUAUUGCACAUCAACCCUUGAAAUAAUAUUUCAUGAUGUUACCAAGAUGCCAACCGAUCCAACCGACCCCAAGCAACUAAAAAAGAAACGUCAUAUAGGAAACGAUCACGUUCACAUAAUAUUCAACGAAAACCAUCGAGAUUAUCGUAAAACCACGAUAGGUGGUGACUUUGGUAAUGCUCAAAUAGUGGUAACACCAUUUUCCAACGGGCUAUUUAGCGUUGAUAUCUAUCGAGACUCAAAGACACCGCCAUUUGGACCACUUUUACAUGGUGCCGUGGUCAGCAAAAAUGUGUUAGGACCUUUGGUGCGAAUGACAGCAGUACAAGCGUUUAGAAAUAGUCUGCACAAUAUAAAUAGCACGAAUAUAACGAUGUAUCAACAUCCAUAUAUGGAACGGGCGUUGGACAUUAGCACGAUAACGGGUAAACACAAGAAUACAAAGUGUAAUAGUACGUACGAGGCGUUCAUGUCAAAAAUUUUUGUAUCCGACGAUUGUUAA